Rotaria sordida is the source of this 3063-nucleotide messenger RNA. The record is from the annotation of a GenBank genome assembly. Lineage: Eukaryota; Metazoa; Rotifera; Eurotatoria; Philodinida; Philodinidae.
AUGAAAAUAAUUCGUGAUUUAAAUUUAAAUACAAAUACUGAAGCUCGUGAACAACAACGUCGUUUUGUAAAUGAACGUUUUCAACGUUCAAAUACAAAUAUUGAUCGUUCUAUAAAAUCAUCUGCAACUGAUUUAACAGAAUUAAUAACAAAUUUUUCUGAUAUAUAUACAUCAAUUGAACAAUCAAAAAAUCGUGUUCAAAAUGUUCGUGAACGUUUACGUGAAUGUAAAAAUUUAUUAUUAUUAAAACGACAAGAUAUACGUAAAUUAUGGUCAUUAACAUCGGAACAAAAUGCUUUAGUUAAAAUUUAUCAAAAUAUUGAUGAAUUAAAACAUGUACCUAUACGUUUACAAUUUUAUUUAAAUAAACAUUUAUAUAUUCAUGCAUCAUUAUUAUUAUUAAAAGCAAAAGAACAUCAAGAAUUACGUUUAAUAAAUGCAUUAUCUGAUAUUGAUAUACAAUUAAAAGAUGAACGUGUAUCAUUAGAACAUCAAUUACGUUUAGAAUUAAUAAAUCAAUUAUUUGAAAAACCAUGUCGUGAUAUACUUGGAAAUAAAAAUGUUUCAUCAUCAACAAAUUCAACAUCAACAACAAAUAAAAAUGAUCAUAAUUAUUUAUCACGUAUACGUGAAAAUCGUCUUUUAAGAAAACAACUUGAUCAAGAUUUUGAAUCAGGAAAAUUAUUAUUUGAAUCUCAUUCAUUAGCUAUUAUACCUGAUAAAUAUAUGUUAGUUGAUAUACGUCAACAAACACCAGAUUUAUAUUUUGAUGUUUUAUUACAAUCAUUAUCAAUAUUAUCACGUUUAAAUGAAACACUUGAUUAUUUACAAAAACAAUUACAUGAACAAUUUCAUCGAAUUGUUUUACGUACAACACAACAUAUUGUUGAUAAUAAUUUUGUUUUACAUUCAAGUAAUUCUCAUCAAAAUCUUAUGGUAAAUAAUCCUGAUUGUUUAAGAGAUUUACUAGAAACAUGUUAUGAACAAUUUAAACUUGUUGUUAAAAAUAUUGAAUAUUUAUUAAAUGUUUUAAAAUUAAUACAAGAACAUCAAGCACCUAUACAAAUUCGACAACAAGAAUAUAUUGGAAUACAAACAGCAGAAAAUCAACGAAAUGUUAAAUCUGAACAACGGCCAUCAAUUCCUAUUCCAAUACAAUUUGAAAUUCCAUAUUUAUUUUCUAUUGAACUCGUUUGGGAAACUCUUCAACAAGUUCUUAGUGAAGUAUUAAAUGAAUAUAUUGAAUAUAAUAAUGCACUUGAUACAUCAUCACCUAAUUCUUCUUUAACAUCAAGUUCAACAGAUUAUUCAAAUCGUCAUUCUGUUGUUGAUUUUUCACAAUAUUUAACAAAAAAAGCUCCUCCACGUUCACAACAAAUUUCACGUCUUUUUGAAUUUUCUCAAUCAGCACAAUUUAAUUCAAUGACAUCGUAUUUACAAGAACAAAAUCGAUUUGCUAUUAAACAAGAAACACCAACAGCAGCCAUUGCAACAGCUUAUAAGCAAUAUGUAUGCAAACCAAAUUAUCGAAAUAUAACAGCUGUACAUGAUAUUCUUCAACGAAUUAUUGAAGAUAUUGAUGCAAGUGUUCAAUUACAUUCAACUAAGCGUAUUCUUGACAGAAAAUUAACUGAAUUUAUUCGUGAUCGUUUUAUUGGUCGUGUAAUAAAAGAUAUUCGUGAAUCAGCUCAAUUAUCAUCAUCAUCAACAACAGCUGAUCAAAAUCGUCUUGCUGAAUUAGUACCAGUUGUUUUACAAAAACAACUUCAAUUACCAAUACCAAUUCUUCAAUCAACUUAUUCAAUAUUUAAAUCAUGUGAAGAAUUAUGUGCAUUAGUUAAAUGUCUUCCACCAUAUGCAGAUGAUUUUUGUCAAGCUAUUAUUGAUCUUUUAUUUAAACAUCGUGAAUCAUCUAAUAAAUUAUUUUUAUCAAUUGUUGAACGAAAUGAUUCACCAGGUACAUCAAUUUAUUCGAAUGAAUGGGUUAAAGAUUUAGAUAUAAAUCGUCAUUUACGUACAAUGCCAGCAUUUGAUGCAUUUAUACGUAUGGCUAAACAACAACAUUCAACAAAUAAUGAUAAUCAAGAUGAUAAUGCUGAUAAUAUACGUUUUCGUCAAACAAAAGAAACUGAAACUUUAUUAAUUAAUUUUAGUCAAAAUGAAAUGAAUUUAGAUGAUAUUUGUACAAAUUAUAAACAUAUUAAAUUAUUAGCUAAUAUUCAUGAAAGUCUUGAUUGGUUAUAUUGUAAAUUAUCAUAUUAUUUUGAUAUAUUAGAUAAAUGUUUAAAUGAUACUAAAUAUCUUGAUGCAUUAACACAAACAACAGUCACAUCUGGUUAUACAUCACGUUCAUUAAAACAAAAUCAUCAUCAAUAUGAUCAAUUAAAAUUAUCUCGUGUUAAUUUAGAAAUAUUUUCAAAUGCAAUGAAAACAACAUUAACAUUAUCAUAUGAUAUAUUACUUGUUUUAUUUCUUGAAAUACGUCUUCAUUGUUUUUAUCAUUUAUCAUUAUUAUUUCGUAAUGCAUCACAUUAUUCAUCUGUUAUUGAUACAGAUCCUGAUGAAAAUAUAAUGACAUUAAAUCGUGAUUUAACACGUUUACAAGAAACAUUACAUUCAUCAUUAAAUGAAAAAAAAUUUUCAUUUUUAUUUCAAGGUCUUGGAUUUGUUUUAGCAACAAUAUUAAUUCGUUCAGCACCACGUUUUGUACGUAUAAGUGAAUCAGGUGUAACUAAAAUGUGUCGAAAUAUAUUUGCUAUUGAACAAACAUUAACACAAAUUCGAACAGUUGGUGAUGCUGAAUUAAUGCGUGCACAUCGUUUUUAUGAAUUAUUAUAUGCAACAAAACCAGAUGAAAUUAUUGCUGUUAUUGAAGAACAUGGACCUGAAUAUACUGAACAAGAUUAUAUACAUUUAUUACAAUUAAAACAUCGAAGUUUUCCAGCAAGUGAAAGUGGAAAUUUUGAUUUAAGUAAAUAUGAACAAAUAAUUAAGAAAGCUUUACAUCCAAAUGCAACAAUACAAAAUAAAAUUGUUAAUGGACAAACGAAUGCAAAACAUUAA